UUAAUUUGUAUAUAGAUUAAUCUGUCAUUCUAACUCUCGCAUCGAGUAGAAUGAGUGUCUUUUAAAAAAAUUAAUCAGAAAAUGAAUUCUUCAUAAAACCAUUAUUCAGCGAAUGUUAAGAAAAAAAAUAAACAAACAAUUUAAUUAAUGGAGAUCACUCUUUAUGAUGCUGAUCAUUCUUCUGAAUUGUUGUAACGAAAAGUGAUCGCGUUUGGAUUGAGUUCACAUAAGACUAAGAGAAUCGUUUAUCCCGUAAGCUACCUACGUAUCUUUUAAGAAAAAUUUAAAAUACUUAGGUACUUGUUACGCUUGGAAUCAAAAUAGUUAUAUUUUUUCCCAUGUGGAAAAAGGCUUUCUUUUUUAAUUUAAUAAUGUUUACAUUGUACUUCUUGUAUAAACGAUUAUUCAUGGAUUUUGUAUGAAAUAUUAAAACGAUUGGAUAUCGUCCAUCGCGAAGAAACUUCGCAAUUCAAGAGAGGAGAUGGAGAAUUCUGAAGAGCCAACAAGUUUGCAAUCCAUUUGUCAUUUACAUGCUUCGGAAUUAUUUCCAAAGCAUACACAUUUUGAAUGUGAGGAUCAAACACUUACAGUUCCAUUUACACCUUUGAGUGGAGAAAAUAUUGUAGCACUUGGACGUACAUCGGAUGGAGUAUUGGCUCUUUCUAAUUACAGACUCUAUUUACAAUUAAGUCAGGCAUGUUACAAUAUUCCAUUGGGUUUAAUAGAGCAGUUAGAAGUUAAAGAACUUUUUUUCUUGCAUAUUGCUUGCAAGGAUGCUCGUUCACUAAGUUGUGUUUUUGCAACAAAUGAACAUUGUUUGGAAUGGUUCAAGCGAUUACAUAAAGUAACUUAUCCUCGAAAGAGUGUAGAAGAUAUAUUUGCUUUUGCAUAUUAUGCUUGGUCUAUGGAAGAAGGCAAAGAAAAUUUUAAAUUAGGAAAAGAUAAUAUAUCAUAUAGUGCUACCUUUAAUUCAGAAGUAGAACGACUAAAAUUUAAUUUACAUACUACAUGGCGUAUAAGUCAAAUCAAUAAAGAUUAUCGCGUAUGCCCGUCCUAUCCACCAUUACUUUUAGUUCCUUCUUGUGUUCCUGAUGAUAAACUCAAGGCUGGAGCAGAAUACAGAAGUUUUCGACGAAUUCCUGUCGUUGUUUGGAGGCAUGUAAAUAAUGGUGCAGUAAUAGCACGGAGCAGUCAACCGGAAGUUGGAUGGCUCGGUUGGCGAAAUCCGGAAGAUGAAAUGCUUUUGCAGGGUCUUUCGGAUGCAUGUUCCUACGAUAAAGGUAAAUCGGAUUCGUCUAGCAUUUACCCUGAUUCUGGCGAUGAUAAUGUCACGACAAAUAGAACGAAAAAAGUUUUAAUCGUGGAUGCUAGGUCAUAUUCAACUGCUUUUGCUAAUAGAGCACGCGGAGGUGGUUACGAAUAUCCUGGAUAUUAUCCAAGUUGUGAUAUACAAUUCAUGAAUUUACCAAAUAUUCAUUCGAUACGAAAAAGUUUUCACGCGGUGAGACAACUCUGUGCAUCAGAUGCAGAUCAACCUAAUUGGCUCAGUCUAUUGGAAGGAACACGAUGGUUACAACAUAUGUCUGGAUUAUUACGUGCUGCAGUAACUGUAGCAUCAGCGAUAGAAAGGGAUGGCCGACCGGUAUUAGUACAUUGUAGUGAUGGUUGGGAUAGAACGCCUCAGAUUGUUGCUCUAGCGCAAAUUCUUCUUGAUCCUUAUUAUCGAACUAUGGAGGGAUUCCAAAUUUUAUGUGAGAGAGAAUGGUUAGACUUUGGACAUAAAUUUGCGGAUCGUUGUGGACAAACGGUAGGCUGUGAAGAUCCGAAUGAACGAUGUCCAGUAUUUUUACAAUGGCUCGAUUGUGUACAUCAAUUAAUUUUACAAUUCAAGUGCAGUUUUCAAAUGUCCUCUGCAUAUCUUGUAAAACUUGCACAGCAUACAUAUUCUCAGCUUUUUGGCACAUUUCUUUGUAAUACAAUGCAAGAAAGAUUACAAUUAAGAAUACGGGAACGUACAUUUUCUGUUUGGCGUUUUUUAAAUACCAGUUCAUUCGUAAAUCAUUUGUAUUCUCCUUUAAAAAAUCAAGUAUUAUGGCCAAGUUGUAAUGUCCGUGAUCUUGUUUUAUGGUCCGAAGUAUAUUUAGGUUCUAUGGAAUGUCCUCUUGGCAUGAGAGAUGAUAAACAAAAAGUAACAAUGAUAGAUAUUGAGGGUGCUGAAAAUGAAGAACCUCAAGGUCAAAUGACUAAAACUCGUUCAUAUGGCGAUCUUAUGCACACACCCGAUCAUACGGCCUAUCUUCAUCGUCGACUUAGUGAUCCAAGCGCUUCGAUGGAAAAAAAAUUUGAUUCGUUAACACUCGACACAGAAACGGGUGAAAAAGGGAAACACAAUUGUACAGAAAGUUGUAAAAUUGAUGAUGCAGUAGAGAAAAAUAUCAUGGAAGAUUUGAACAAAGUGGAACAUUACACAAAAACAAUGCAAAUUUUGAAUGAUUCGCCGUUGAAUCCAUCGGUAGAUAGUUCAACGGAUACGCUAAUACCCAGUAACGAGUUUUUAUUUGAUACAGUUGAUAAGGAAACCAAAUUUUUGAGCAGCAAAAUGCAGAAAAAUUCUCCACCGGACAUCGUAUCUCCAUGGAUUGAGAACAAUUCAACCAAUCGUAUCAUUUGUUCUUGUAAUCGAAAUUACAAUCAUAAUCAUAAUGAGGGUAGUGAUGUUAGUGAUAUUAGUGCGCCGCAAAUUUCGAGAACACCUAGUAGCAUUUGUCCAGCUUCACCAAUUUACCAAGACAUAAUACCAGAUAAUCCUGAUAGAUUGGAUGAUGUUGAUGGUCUUCCAGUUAUACAUUGCGACGUUCAGAUGCGUGUGCAACAGAUUAUCAUGGAACAUAAGUUAAAGGAAGAAGCAUUAAGGAAGGAAUUACAUACAACAAGAAUGGCUUUGAUCAAACAAGUUUGUAAUCAUAACGCAGAAACCGAUCGCGUUGAUGAUAUCGGAUCAUUACCCGAUUCAGUUGGAAGUACUGGCGAUCAUGGAGAAUCAUUACCAUCGGACAUGUCAUGGGAAGCAGUGGAAGAAUUAGGUCCUGCUCCUACUCUUUGGGUACCAGAUCAUGCUGUAAAUCGAUGCAUGGGAUGUGAUACAGAAUUUUGGUUGGGACGACGUAAGCAUCAUUGCAGAUGCUGUGGCAAAAUCUUUUGUGCGGAUUGUUCUGAGAAUUCAACACCACUUCCUAACGAACAACUGUACAAUCCUGUGAGAGUUUGUAGUGAUUGUUUCUCUCGACUUCACCGACACACAAGUCCUUGUCAGUAUAAUAUUCGUCAUCAAAACAAAGGAGAAAACGAUACGGAACUCUCGUCAAAUUCUGAAAAUUUGACAACUUGUCAAAGAUCAAAAGGUUUGAAUCUGACGAAAGACAGUUGCUGCGAUAAUUUAUUGCAAGUUGUGCAUCAGAAAGUACAACCUCCAGUUACAGCAGCCACUGUAAAUUGAGAAAACUCGCAUGAACUCAAUAAGGAAUAUUUGUAGUAUUCGGAUUUUUAUUUGGUUUUCGACGACGCGAGGAGUGUAUCUUUAAUACGAUCAACUGCGAUACGCGUUCUCGCAUUUUUCAUCUAUGUCUGUACAAUGUAUACUUCGAUCAGAUGUAUAUAUUGCGUGUGAAUCGAGUUUCACAAUUACAGUUAGAUGAUUUGGAGCGAUCUAAUAUUUAUUGCUAGAUUAAUCAUUUGUACGGAAAAGAAUGUAUAAUUCAUUGGACAAAUUGAGAAAAAAAUGUCAAUAUACGAAAGAUUGUAUAUAUCUUAGUUGAAUCAACGAGGAGAUACUAGGCUUCUUCAAACACAAAACCCUAUUCAAGUUUCCCUGUUUUUAGGUGAUAUUAUUCCCUUCUUAAAGAUACAGCAAGCGAGACCGAAAAAUAUUUUGGAUAGGCUGUGAUUGACGUUUAAUUCUAGAUACCAUAUGAGGUGUGCUCUUUAAUUAAAUAAAUCGAUCGAUCGAUGAAACAACUCCUUAUUAUUAGUAGUUGAAUAAUGAUACGAGUAAUCUGUAUUUGUAUAUUACCGCUAUUUACGAAAAUUGGUAUAUUAAAUGUCAUUAUCGCAA
Molecule: messenger RNA, 4111 nt
Organism: Apis dorsata (giant honeybee)
Lineage: Eukaryota; Metazoa; Arthropoda; Insecta; Hymenoptera; Apidae
Product: myotubularin-related protein 3
Exons: 15
Coding region: 482-3496 (1004 amino acids)
Biological process (GO): regulation of autophagy; dephosphorylation
Molecular function (GO): phosphatidylinositol-3,5-bisphosphate 3-phosphatase activity; metal ion binding; protein phosphatase binding
Source: RefSeq, a predicted model, not a curated record